This is a messenger RNA of Pneumocystis jirovecii RU7, 1521 nucleotides long. RefSeq lists its product as uncharacterized. Lineage: Eukaryota; Fungi; Ascomycota; Pneumocystomycetes; Pneumocystales; Pneumocystaceae. Gene Ontology annotation, molecular function: guanyl-nucleotide exchange factor activity. The coding region runs from base 1 to 1521 and encodes 506 amino acids. Gene Ontology annotation, cellular component: cytoplasm. The transcript is spliced from 3 exons. The record is from RefSeq and is a predicted model, not a curated record.
AUGGGCCCAUCUAUGGCAUAUCAUCGCGAAACAAGACAAGGAGCAUCCAAAGUUAACCAAGUCUUAAGAAAAACCAUGAAAUCAUAUGGAGAUCUGAAGAAACAGUCUCAGAUACAGGGAGGGACUCUAAAUGCAGCCAAAAAAAUAAAUGAUAUAGGAAAAUUGAAGGGAAAAAAAUCGAUUAUAUCUACACGACCACAAGCAUUAAAAGGAAUGAGAAGUCACCGAUCAUCAGUACCAUUUAUAAAUGAAAUACCAGUAUUAAAACAACAGAAACUUUGUGUAUAUGUAUUUGGAACAGGCUCUAUGAGUGAACUAGGGUUAGGACCAGAACCUACAGGACGAGUUGUUAAACGCCCGAGACUCAAUCCACUUUUGCCGUAUGAUACAAUAGGGAUUGUGGAUGUAGCAGUAGGGGGUAUGCACACAGCAGCCAUUGAUUAUGAAGGAAACGUAUAUACGUGGGGAGUAAAUGAUCAAGGAGCUCUUGGAAGAGACACGACAUGGGAUGUUAAUAGAGCAGAUCUGGAUAGUGAUGAUGAACAAAUGUUAAAUCCAAAAGACAGUGUACCAGGCAAAGUUGAAGGCAUGCCUGAUGGUGUCAAAGUAGUAAAAAUGGCAUGUGGAGAUAGUAUCAGUGUAGCAAUCACUGAUAAGGGUCAGGUAUACGCAUGGGGAUCAUUCAGAUGUUCAGAUGGAAUUCUUGGGUUUUCUCCUCAGAUUAAAAUUGCUCGUCAACCGGUUCAUCUAAAAGAACUUAAUAACAUAGUUUCUGUUGUAUGUGGUACAGAUCAUGUGCUUGCACUUACAGCGUAUGGAUCAGUAUUUUCAUGGGGAAAUGGUCAGCAAUUUCAAUUGGGACAUCGUGUUGUAGAGCGCACUCGUCUUAAUGCACUUGUACCCCGAGAAUUUGGACUUAAAAAAAUAAAAGCCAUAGGUGCAGGUUCUUAUCAUUCUUUUGCCAUUAGUCAUGACGGAAGGGUUUUUUCAUGGGGCUUGAAUCAAUUUGGACAGUGCGGUAUUGAAAGUUCAGGUGGUGAAGACGGUGCUGUUGUAUCUAGCCCAACACAUGUCCAAAGUCUUGAUCCUUAUAACAUUGUAUGUAUUACGGGUGGUGAACAUCAUUCUGCAGCGUUAACGCAAGAGGGAGAACUACUUGUAUGGGGAAGGCUUGAUGCAAACCAGCUUGGAAUUCCACGCACAUAUCUACCUCAAUACACUAUCUACGAUGCAUCAAACAGACCAAGGUUCGUACCUAUUCCAACAAAAGUACCAGGAAUUCCAAUUAUUAGCCAAAUAUACUGUGGAACACAUCAUAAUCUUGCUAUUACUAAAGAUGAUGGAAGUGUAUGGAGCUGGGGUUUCGGAGAAAGUUAUCAAGUUGGACAGGGUCCAUCCGGUAAUGAUGUUGAAGUCCCUACAAAAAUCGAUAAUACAGCCAUACGUGGUAAAGUAAUAGUUGCUGGCGGUGCUGGCGGUCAAUUUAGUGUUCUUUUGGGUAUACCUUCUGUUGAAUCAUAA